Messenger RNA from Trypanosoma theileri, 1845 nucleotides. RefSeq lists its product as uncharacterized. The transcript has a single exon. Gene Ontology annotation, biological process: microtubule-based movement; microtubule cytoskeleton organization. Gene Ontology annotation, molecular function: dynein heavy chain binding. The coding region runs from base 1 to 1845 and encodes 614 amino acids. Gene Ontology annotation, cellular component: centrosome; cytoplasmic dynein complex. Lineage: Eukaryota; Euglenozoa; Kinetoplastea; Trypanosomatida; Trypanosomatidae. The record is from RefSeq and is a predicted model, not a curated record.
AUGGAUCAACAGGAAGAUUAUCAGAGUAAGAGUUUAUGGGAAGUUCUUGGUCUUGGCCUCCAGGAAGCUCCUGAGCAACAACUCCUUAAGCGACGCGUUGUGAUAGUAGGUGAUGCACUUGCUGGGAAACGAACAUUUGCCACUCGUCUCUUUGCUGCAGCGAUUCAGCAUUUCCCAUCAUCCACUUCAUUAAUUUCAUAUUCAAACAUGAAUGGCGGAGUUACGGGUAGCAAUAACAUUAUCAAUAGUAAUAAUAGCACGAACAAUGAAAACAUUAACAACAAUAAUGACAACAACAGUAUCGAAAAUAAUACUGGCUCUGGUAAUAUAGGUGGAGACAAGCGUACAUUUACCCAUCCAGGUUGGCGAGAAGGUUCUGAAGCCAGUAGUGGUGGUGUUGCUGUUGUUGGGGUGACGGCGGUAGAAGGUACUGUUUCUGGGCGGUCUCCUAUGAAGGAGACUACACGACAACUGGCGUACUUUCCUCAUGGUGCUGGUAUAGCCCAGACGUUUCUCAUGCAGCGCAUUCCAGCGAGCCGAAAUUCCCUUCUUAACACUGGAGAGGAUGGUUUGGGUAAUGGUGCUUCGUAUAGUAGCCCCACUAGCGGUUUAGGUUCCAGUCUUCUUUCCGGUGGUGUACGUCGUGCAAUGACUGAAUUUUUUUGUUGUGAUGCUCCAGGUGCUUUAGCAAUGGCACUUCCAACAUUAGAAACCUUAGAGACAAGUGUAGUGUUAAUCGUAGUUGACACCAGUGAACCGUGGCGUUUACAGGAUCAACUUCAGCGGUGGUACGGUUACUUAAACGCUCAUAUUGUACAGACACUUCGAGUGGAAUUACCAAAGCAAGAUGAAGUGCGCCGCAUGCGUAUGAUUGAGCAACAACAACGUUUUUGGCAAGCACAACAGCAGGUAUUAGGUACAGCACGACGUCGGUGGAUUGAACGUGAGGGUAUAUUAAAAAAUCGUACUGGAAAUGGUGGUAAAUCUGAUGUUGAGACCAAUACUUCUACUACUUCACUUCCAGCAUUAGUAGUUCCCAAGAGCGGUAUAUCUCCAUUACGAACCAUUCUUGUCUGUACAAAAACAGAUCAGUUAGAGAAACUCUCUCGUGAGUUGGAAAAGUUAUGUCGUGGUGCUUCCCCCAGUAAUAGCGGUAAUAUCUCGAUAUCAACAAUGAACAUCACCGCCACACUGGGAAGCUUCAGUAGUGUAAGAUCCGCAUUGCGCACAACAGGCCUAUCGCUUCUGGAUCUCGUUGGACAGUUACUGCGGAAGAAAGCUAUUGAACACCAAAGUGCCCUUGUUGGGACUGGCAGUCGGGUGAACACCACAGCCACAUCACCGUUACCAGCUGUACCAGCCACUAGUGCCGCAACAUCUCCUUUCGGGGUGGGAUCCCGACUGCGUGAUGAGGCUUCUGGUGUAUCUGCGCCCAGUGGGCCCAGCACCUUUGUGCAUCCCUUCUACAAACAUCUCUGGGCAUAUGUGUUUCAAUUGUUGUACGAAACACCUGCAGUGUCGAGUGGUGAUGGCCAGUCACUUUGGCCGCCACUGCUUGAGGAGAUGGAUGCUCAAUUCUCUGCACAGUUCCACCCACACGCCUUUCUUCCGCAUGGAUCUGAUCACUUGGAGCUUCUUAGUCCCUUUCUGACAUCUACAGACGCCAUCACUCUCAAUAGUCUCUUUGCCCCUAAUAGCAAGGAUGGCAACAUUGAAAACAAUGGAGAGGAGAUGGAUGACACUAAUAGUGCAUUGCUUAUGCGGGAAAAAUACAUGAAACAGGUGGAGAGUUUGCUUGCCGCCACAGGACCAGAGGAGGAUGUGAUGAUUUGGGACAAACUGUAA